Mytilus californianus (California mussel) is the source of this 9554-nucleotide messenger RNA. Its product is annotated as paramyosin-like. NCBI's taxonomy places the organism in Eukaryota, Metazoa, Mollusca, Bivalvia, Mytilida, Mytilidae. Bases 154 to 4923 code for a protein of 1589 amino acids. The transcript has 30 exons. The record is from RefSeq and is a predicted model, not a curated record.
UUGAAAAUGGCGACCACCGACAUGUAGCGAGUUGAACAAACACUAUAAAUAAGUUAUGCAUGUCUAUUUAAAUUUCGAAUACAUUCUGGGGUAGAAAAAAAAACUUACAAAAUGUGACAAAUGAAGGAUAUAUUAAUUUCGAAGACGUAAAAAAUGGCAACUGCGGAAACGCCACGAUUAUUGGAGAGUCCUUCAGAGAUUUCAGCUGAAAUUGAUCGUCGACUUGCAGAAGAUGGCUUGGAAUGUACAGAGGAAGAGAAACUUCUCUAUGUAUGGAAGUUAUACCAGCACACAGAGACUGAUCUCCAACAGGCUCUUGAGAAUGAGGAGAAGCUCAAGAUGGCACAGACAGCUGAAAUGCAGGAAGUUGAGAACUAUGUAGAACACAUACGCCAUCUGUCUGAUGAAAGAGAGGCUCUAAUCCAAGAAUUAGAAACAGAAAAUGAUAGCCUGAAACAAGAAAUAGAGCAACUGAAGCAAGAACAAAAUGCAAGUGCAUUACGUGAGGAGACAGCUGAAAUGCUUAUCCAACAAGGCCUGGAAGAAAUUGCAAAUGUCUCGACGUCUGAACAGAUUGCCUUUUUACUUGUCGAGCGAGCGAGACUUCUUGAUGAAUUAGAAGCAGAACAAAAUAGAACAGUAACACCUUCUGUUGAUGGUCGAGCCUCGGAGGAUCUUCAACGAACAUUGGAAAAGGAAAGGACAGAAUUUGAAGAGGAAAUAACACAACACAGAGACAGUAUAAAGAAAGUAAAAGAUCAGUUGAAAAAGCAGCAUGAAGAAGAAAUAAAUGCUUUAAUGGAAGAAAACAAUAAAUUGGAAGAUGAUUUGGUAGAAUCAAAGGAAAAGAUGGAAGAGUUUCAAGCUGAAAUCAAAAAGCUCAGAGAUGAACUUCAACAAGAAAAAGAUCUCAGGGAAAAGGAAAAAUCAGACUCAGAUUCUAGAUCCUCUACUCCACGUUUUAGUGGUGGUCGACCGCCCAGUCCAGGACGAGGGUCAACUGAUGUCGCUCUACGCAACAUUAUACAAGAGAAGACUAAAAUAGAGGGAGAAAUUCUACACCUGAAAUCUGACUUUAGGAAUUUGGAAAAUGACAAUUCUCUUCUUCAAGAAAAAAUAAAGAAACUACAAGAAGAGUUGGAGGGAGUCCAAUCCUCUCAGUCACAACUACAGAUGAAAAAUAAAAGUCUGAAAUCAGAGAUUGAGGAACUAGAACAACAACUCGAGGAUACAGAGAGCCAAGUUGAUAAGAUUGCAAAAGAUAAAGACAAAUUUAAUCGUAGAGUCUUAGAAUUGGAAGAAGAGCUGAAGCCACUCAGGGGCAAUAGUCAGAAAAUACAAAGUUUACAGGAUAUCAUUGAAGUUCUUAACAAAGAAAAGAAAAGUUUGACGGAUGAACUUGAACAAGUGAAACAAGACUAUUACGAACUAAGUUCUGAAAAAGAUGAUUUAUCCAAUAAAACUUUGACUUUAACGAAAAGUGAAUUAGAAUUGUCGUCUGAACUAGAUACUUUAAAAAGGGAAGUUGAAAAAUCUAAAUCAAAAGAGGUGAAAUACAUCGAGCAACAAGAUGAACUGUCAAUGACCUUGAAACUAUUAGAUUCUGCAACCUUAGAGUUGGAGGAAUUGCAAAACAAGAAAGAAGAAUUAGAUGGAAGUACAGAAAAGUUAUCAAAGGAAAAUAAAGAUUUGUUAAAUAAAAUGGAAGUAAUGAACCAUGAACUUGAUCGAGUGAAAAACGAAGGUCAAGAACAAGCUAAACAAGAAAUAAUUACAGGUCAUUUAAAAGACCAGAUUCAGAAACUACAGAAAGAAGUUGCAUCACUUAAAGAAGAGAUUCAAACAAAAACAGAACAGGAAAAAGAAUUACAAGAUAAAAUUGAGGAAUUGGAAAGGAAUAAUGUAGAAUUAAAGCAUAAACAAGAAAAAGACACUCAGGACUUAAUGGCCAAAUUACAACUUUCAUUGACUGAAUUACAUAAAUCUAAAUCUGCUCAUGAACAGGAAGUUAAAAAGUGUUCAGAACUUCAAAAUAAAGUUCAAAGUUUACAAAAACAGCUAGAGGAAACCUCACAAAGCAGUAGUGUUUUUGAAACGAAAGCUUUGGAAUUAAAACGUUUAGAAGUGUGUGUCAAAGAUUUAGAACAUCAAUUAACAAUGAAAGGAAGUGUUGAUAGGAAAUUAUCAGAUCGUGAAAGACAGAUUGAGGACUUAGAGAGAGAAUUAGAUGAUUUAGAAGCUGUUCGGACAGAGUUAGAAGAUACACGAUUUCAGUUAGAAAGUGAACAAAAAGGAAAAUCAAAAUUAGAGAAAACAAUUCAGGAAUUGGAUGAAAUUUAUGAAAAUCAGAGAAUUGAACAUGAAAAUACACAGCAACAGUUGCUAAAUAAGAUUAAUUCUUUAGAGAGUCGUGUAAAGGAACUUCAGGAUGAUUUGUUUCAAGCUCAGGAUGAGUUACAGGCCAUUCAGGAAGAGAAUGACGCUGAAGUACAGGCAUUGCAAGAAAAACAUGAGUCAGAAUUCAAAUCUGUUCAACAAAAAUACGAACAAGAAUUGAAAUCUGUCAAAGAAGACUUUCAGAAGGAAAUACAAGAAACCAAGGCAGCUAAAGUCCAACUGGAAGAGCAUUUAUCAGCUGAAAAACACCAAAGUGUUCAUAUGCAGCCUCAGGCAGAAAUGUCUGCAGCUACCCAUAGAAUAGAAACUCAAAAAGUUGACAAUCUUGAGAAACAGAUUGAAUCAAUGAAGACAAGGCUAACUGAAGCAAACACUAAAUUAGAUCAAACAUCGAAAGAAAAAUUAAUGUUAGAUCGUGAAAACCGAUCUCUAAAAGAAACACUUCAUACAAAUGAAAAAACAUUAAGUGAACUAGAAUCAGUCAGGCGUGAACUUUCUUCUGCACUGAGAGAAUUAGAACAUUUGAGAAUUUCGGCAAAGUACAGUGGGGAAGAAAGACAGCGACAUAUGGAUAGAAUUCACUCUAUAGAGGAAUUAACCAAACAGUUGGAGAUUGACAACAGAGAGCUAGCUGCUAAGCUUUCAGACACAUUAAAUCAAGUGAAGCAUUCAGAAGAUCAAUAUAAAAGAGAAAGACAAAGAAGUACAGACAAAAACUACCAAAAUCAUCGUCAUUUGAAUCAGAUGGAAAAAGAUUUAGAAGAGGCCACUCAUCAGGUUAGACAACUUCGGGAUGACCUUCAGAAGAAACAGACAUACACCAUGAAGUUAGAAGCUGAUGCAAUAGGAAAUGCUGCAAAAUAUGAAAGUACUAUUGCCAGAUUGGAGACUGAGCUGGCGGAAGUAAAAAAUUACCACAAAAAGGAGAUAGAUAAUUUCCAGGAAAGGGUAGAUCUGGCUAACAAAGAGAACAAAGAUCUUAGAAAUCAACUCAGGGAUAAAAGUAACGAGUUAUCUAGUAGAGAACAAGAGACAAACAGAUCAAAGACGUCUAGUGAAAGACUUGAAUCUCAGUUACAGACAGAAACAAAGAUACGUACAGACUUAGAAAACAGGAAUACAGCUCUGGAUCAGGAAAUUACCAAGAUACAAGCUGCUAGAGAUGUAUGGAGUCAAGUUAGAAGUUUGAUGGAAAAGAAUGCCACACUUGAAUUGACGAAGAGAAAUUUAGAAGAUGAACUUGAAAGGAGAUACAAUAAUAAAUAUGCUGAGAAUACACUGGUACAGCAGUCUACUGCUAACCUUGAGGCUAGUCUGAAAUCUGCACAGAAUAGGGCAGAAACAUCAGACAGAAAGGCUGAGAAGCUGCAACAUGAAUUGAAUGAUGUGUCAUACAAAAUGAAAUCAGUUGAACAUCAAAUGCAUCAGGCAGAGGAUCUAAAGCAUGAUUUACAGGAGAAAAAAGAACAAGUUGUACAAUUAAGGAAUCAGAUGGAAGGAGAAAAGUUACAGAGAACACUAUUAGAUCAAACAGUGGCAGAACUCAAACACCAAGUCUCUUUACUGAGAACGAGAGAAUCUAAAGUCAUGGAGCAAAAUCGAGAGCUACAACACACGAUGCUAGAUCUUGAGGCCAAGUUGGAGGAGAUGCAUGACAGAAGCCAGACUGCUAUUGAAAUGGAUUCAAACCUGUAUUCAACAAACUGGGAUGGUCAGCAACAGCACAUGACAGAGGUUGGUAAGAGGUCAAUGAUGGAUCAGAUUGUAAGACUACAAAAGGAGAUAAAAGACUUACAGUAUGAACUGUUGACUGUGAAUGAGAGAAGAGAAAUGCAGGAACGAAAAUACGAAGAGAGGAAGAUGAAGACUAAAGUCAAACUCAUGAGAGCCAGGAGCUUUGUCUCAGAUGACAUUGUUAUGCAAAGGAAAGAGAUAUAUUCUAAGGAGAGAGCAAGGAUGCAGGAGCAGAUUGGACGAUGUGAAGAGGAUCUGAGAUUGACGAGGAAUUCUCUCAGGAAGGAAAUGGACUGGAAGGAGAAAAUGGAUAAAAAUUAUCAACAGCUCUUGCAUGAUAAAAGGGAAUUAAUGUCACAGAUUACGGACCACGAGGAGGAAAUACGGGAAAAACGCAGAAUGGUCUCGACAUUACAAGUCCGUACAAAGUUUCUAGAGGAGGAGAAUUCACGACUUCAAGAUCGUAUAGAUCAGAUUUUACAACAGAAAAAUGCUUUAGAUAAAUUACUGAAGGCAUACAAAGUUGGCAAAGAUAGAGAGAUAUCCAGAGCAAUUACUCCCGAGACUCAUAGCCACUCACACAGCAUUGCAGGGGGUACCAGUGGAAUCGGUAGUAAUGCAGACACAAGCUGGGCCAAUGAUCCUGACCAUUAUGUAGAAAGUUUAGUUCCGUUCCGUAAUCAGUCUAUAGAUAACUACCUCAAUCGAACCUACCCCUCAAGUCACAUGAUUGAUUUAUAUCGUGGAGAGACAGGUAGCGAGGAAUCGUUUGGCCAAGAUUACAGCACAUGACGACUGGAUAGAACUUUAGUUUAUUUAUAACUAUAUUAAGUUGAAAUAUUCGUAAAUGUGUUAUAUAAAGUGAUUGUUUUAUAUAAGGAUGAUAGGGUUAUUUUAUAAUAAUAUCCCUAAUAAGAUUAACACAGUAUUAAAAUGGCAGUUGGGAGUCCGUCCAAAAUGUGUUAUUGUGUAUGAUUCAAGAACCAGUCCACGUUUUACAAAAUUCUUAAGAUUAAAAGUACUUGCAAGUCAUGAGCAUUUCAGUACUACUUACAAUCAAUUUUAAUCAUAAGAUUUUUGCGAAAAGUGUCGCUGAAAAAAGGACUGGAAAUUUGCUACAGUAUAGGUUUGUCCAAAUUUUGAUAAUUAAUUAAUCUUUCUAAAGAAAAAAAAAAAAAAUAAGAAAGAAAAGAAUAUGAUAGAGUGAUUUUCCCCUCAAUUUUGUAAUUUAUUUAGCAAUAAUAUUUAAAAUGAGUGUCACUUUAAAUGGAAACAGUUUUAGAUGAAUAUUACUCAUAUCUGAAUGAAAAGAUGUUCAGUCGUUGAGUAUAAUUUGGCAUGAGAACGAUUUAGACAAAAUUAUACUGUAGUUUAAAUUUCCUAUAAUACAAAAACAAUGCACUAGUUUAAUUAUGCAAAGUAUCAGAUAUCAAAAGUCAUAAUUUGCCUUAAAAUGUACAUUAAUACAUGGUGCCAAAAACUCAUGAGGCCAACGUUAAGUUUUCUCUAAAUCAUAGAGAAAAUUUGAAAUCCAAAAAUCCAUAUUUUCAGUAUGAAACAAUAUGUUCCAAAUCAUUUACUUUUGUAAAAUUUGUCCUUCUACAUAUUUAACAUACGGGAAACCAUAUUUAUUUGUAUAGAUAUGUAGUAUUUAUUUCACAAGUGCCAUGCUUAGUUUUAUUUAUUUAUAAAAUAUGCUAAAUUAAACAGAUUAGAUAAGUCAGUAUUCAUGCAAUCAUGUAAGAAGUUGAUGUUGUCCAGAAAAAAACAAUCUCGAUGUAACUUUUUAAAUUAGAAUUAGGAGAUAUUUAUUCACAUCUAUUUAAUAAUGCUAAAUUAAACACAUUAGAUCAGUCAGUAUUCAUACAAUCAUGUCAAAAGGUUGGUGUUGUCCAGAAAAAAAUCUCGAUGUAACUUAUUAAAUUAGAUUUAGGGAAAUAUUUUUAUACAUCUAGUUUUUAACAUUUUAUAGUUUCCUUGGUAGUGUGUUAGUAUGAUUUAUCUACAUAAGAUAACUUUUCGCUUUAUACAGCUUCUAACUUAUUCAUAAUUGAAAGGUUUAUGGAAGUUGUUUUCUUAACAUUUGAAAGAUGGAUUGAAUAACUGAUAGAUUUUCCAUAAAAAUCCAAAUUUUUUAAAGUUGUUUUUUUAAGGUUUGAAAGAUGGAUUGAAUAAUUUCAAAUAUUAAUAAUAAAAGUCACAGGAAUAAAUGUUAAGCUUUUAUUUGUUUUUGGGAAAGAUUCCUCUUAUAAAACUGAAAGAAUAUAUUUAAGUUAAAAGGGUAGCAUCUCUACUGUUUUGUGAAAUAGAACUUUAUCCACUUGAAAAAUUCUUGACUUAGAUUUCAUUUAUCUAGAUGGUUCUUAUACCUUUGUAUUUUAGACAUGUUAUUCUGAAAACAAUAGAUUUUUAAAAUUUGAUAUAAGGGUUUUAGUAAGCUUGUUUCUUGAAUCAAAAUUUGUGAAAGUUCAUAAAAGUCGAAUUGGGAUUUUCAAUAAUUUUUACAAGGGUUUAGUAAUUUUCACUAUUAAAGUGAAAAUGGGAAGUAGAGACCCCUUUUGCAGGCUAGUAUGAAGUGAAAAGUUAUCUCUAUAUCAUUCCAUGUCCACCCUUCAGUCACGUCUUGUUUUUGGUAGUUUCGUUGUUCAUAGGUGAAAUGUAUUUAUCUGGGAACUUACAUUAUCAGCUGGAAGAAAAAAAAAAUAGUCAGAAACAUUCACCUGAUUCUUAAAAAUGAAAAUGGUUUAUAAAUUAAGACUUAUCAUAAUUUUCAUUUUAUUUAUAUUUAUGAAGAUUUUAUUCAUAAGACAUAAAACAAAUAUAAAUUAUGAAAUCUAACUAUUUGUGUUAGUAAUGUGGAUUUUGAUUAGACGUCAUUUAGAUAUUUUGAGGGUGUAAAAUACAUGAUUGACCUUUCAGAAUGCUUAUGGCAUUUGUUUUAGUCUAAAAAUUCAUUUAACAGCUGAGAGAUUGUAUUUACAUUACAAUAGGAAUAACUGUAAUGUAUUUUAAUUCUGGCAACUGUCAGUCUAAGAUUUUACAGUCCUAUAUAUCUGUUUUUUUGCUAGGCUAAUAUGUCACCAGAAAACAAUUUGAUAUGGUAAAAUCAGUGAUUGACAUCUACCAGUAUAAAAAUAGAACAGUUAUUCCUGAUCUUUGUAUGGUAGGUUCCCAGAUAGUCAUUGAAUGUUUUCUGCAUGCUGUUUUCAUUUUGCCCAAUUUAUUUCAAGAUUUUAUUUACAAUUUUAUCAAUAUUUGUAUAAAAUUUUAUGAAAAUAACUGAAAAAAAAGUCAGUUUUGUUAAUGGGAAUUUUUUCAGUAUAAAACAUUUGUACUCAAUAGAAAUUUAUAGUGACUAUUGUGAAAACAUAUUUACAUGUUUUUUUUUGUAAAACACAGAUGUCCUCUGUGUCGGGAGUGAAAGAAGAAAGAAGCUUGUACCAUAUUUAGACAAGAAUUUCUUGAGGGAUGCAUCAUUGAAACUUUAAAAUUACAGUCAAACCUUCCAUCAUUGAAUGUUUUUAUCUUAGGUUAAAAGGAGAGGUUUUAAUGGAAAUUGUUAACCUAUCAUAAGAUCAUGAAAUAAGAUUUGACUUUAAUUUUACACACAGAAUAUAUAAUGGUAGAUAUCUUGUAGGCUUAGUGAGUUUUUAUAAUCAAAGUCACCAUACAUCCUAGUUUUAAUUUCGAUAGUAGCUCUUUAUGUAGGAUAGUUGUAGGUGAUUUAGGUGAGCCAUCUUCUACAAAGGCGCUGUGAGUCGUAGUAACAUGUAGAUAACUUGUACUGUCACAGCUAAGCAGGAAUUAUACAAAUUCUCAAAAUACUAUCAAUGACUUAGGUUUUCCAUAUUUAUUUUUUUUCAGAAUUUAAAAUUUUUCUCCAUGUGAAUGCUCUUUCUAUAUUUGAAUAUGAGGUAUAAAUACAAAAUAUUGCAUUUAGAUUUAAAAACUAUUUAUUUUAAUUAGGCCAUCAAAUGCUGAUUUGUUUCUCUACACAAAUAAUAUUACAUGCUAUAUUAUAUGAUAAAAACAGUUUCUAAAAAAAAAUCAAGAUAUGUUCAAAUGAUUAGAAAUUUAGUUGUUUGAGGGAAUUGGUUCCAUAGUUGAACACAUUUUGUUUUACAAAAAAGGAAAAGCUAUGAUAUUAAUUUAAAAUAUAACUUUGAUUAUCUUUGUAUCUUCAUGGAAAACUUCAGAAAAGCAUAUAAUUGGUAUAUUUUUUUUUUGCUGAAAGUCUGUAGUAACACCUGACUAAUAAUUUUUGAGGGAUUUCCAAAAUAGAUAGUCUCUUCUACUUUGUAUGACGAUAAUUUUCAGUAUCAUACAGAAACCUUUAUUUUAUUAGCAUUUACCCAUCACUAAUGUAGCAUUUUACUACAUAAAGAAUCAUUAUUAACAUUCUAGUCUUAAUAAAACAUUCUCAAAUUAUUUCCAUUUAUACAUAAAUUCCUAAUAACAGUGACAUUAUUGUAUAUUUUUCAUAUCAUUUCUUGUAAAAAAUGCCAUUUUUCUGUGAAGUCACAUUCUAAAAUCUUAGAUAUUACAACAAUCAAUUUUUUUGGAAGAUCUGAAGCCAUAUUCUAAGAAAAUUCCUCGAUUUAAUGUAUUGUUAUACACAAUUUUGGAAUAUUAGACCUCUGGUGUUAUUUUGCCGUCCAUUUCCUCAUUAGAUAUGUACAUUUAUUUAUAUAUUUACCUUUGUGCUGGAAUAUAAGAUGCUAUCUUAAUGGCAGCUUUAAUGCCAAAUAACUGUGAUAUUUAUUUGUAUAUACCGUCCAUUCCAAUUUUACAGUUGUUAAAAUAACCACACAUGAUACAAAAUUUUUACAUUUUAUUAGUGGUCUGUAUUAAUCCAGAUUCAUGUUAGAACUACUUUUUUAAAGGAUUAAUACUUUUGUUACUUAUUUUUUUUCUUUGAUAUUUAUUUUGUAGAAUUUUAAAAUAUUUAAAAAUUACUGAAAUAAUUUUGCUUUUAUAGAUGUUUUUUUUUAAAUAUAAUAUAGUCUUUUUAUUUAAUUUACACUUGUUUACAAUAACAAGUUAGUGGUAAAAGUUUUUACAAAUUAGUUUUUUCUUUAAAUUUACAAUGAAAAAAAUAAUGUGCAAGACCUAGAAGUCCACAUUGAUUUUUAACAUUUUCCUGUGAUUUAAUUUUAAUAUACAAAAGUAUAUGAUAAUUAAUUGUUAGAAAAAAAGGACAUAAAAGAGUUUUAAUUUAUGUUUAUUGAUCAAGUACAUGUACUAAGAGAGAAACUGAAUAUCUGUUUUAGCAGAAUGCUUGUGAAUCAGAUUUGACUUAAACUUGGUAGAAAUUCUCAUUAAUAGUUGUUAUGAAUUUGUACAACAUUGUCUUAUUUUGAAUAAAAUGUUGAGCAUUUUUUAAAGUAAAACAUUUUUAUAUUUAUUAAAUCAUAAAAAUAUAA